Messenger RNA from Arabis nemorensis, 729 nucleotides. The record is from the annotation of a GenBank genome assembly. Lineage: Eukaryota; Viridiplantae; Streptophyta; Magnoliopsida; Brassicales; Brassicaceae.
AUGUCUCUGAAUGUUCAAACAGGCAUGUCGUCAGUUUGUAAGAACAUCAUUGCUGAGCUUAAUCGAGGAGGCAAACUGGAUGGUGAUAAUUACGAUAUUUGGUAUCGUAAAGUCCAGUAUGUACUCGAAGAGCAAGAGGUGAAAGAGACUCUUUUCCAUCUCAUGGAAGAGCCUGAGCAGGGUACUACAGCUCAUCACAGGAGAGAUGAAGAGGCAUAUGUUGCAUGGAAAAGAAAGAAUAGCAUCGCUCGCAUCACGUUGCUGAGUUGCAUUCAAGAUGAUCUCAUGUUUGAGUUUGAGGAGUAUGAAACUGCAAACGGCAUGUGGGAAGCCUUGAAAGAGAAGUUUGGUACCACAUCGGCUACCAAACUUAGGAGAUUUAAUCAAAGGUUUAAUGACUACAAGAAGCACCCAAACCAAUCCAUGAGAGAACUCAAGAAUGCUGGGCAGACGAUCUUUGAUGAACAGCAAGUGCAAGCUGUUCUCCGCUCAUUACCUGAAAGUUGGGACAAUAUGAAAGUUCAGAUGACACACAAUGUUAAUGUGAAAACAUUUGAGGAUAUAUCACGUCAACUUGAGUUAGAGGAUGAGCGCCUAGAGGCGGCUAUACCCUUUAGUGAGGCCAACAUUGCGGGUUCGAGCUCAGGCUUGAAACGCAAGAAAGGUAAUAAGGGAAAUGAGGCUCCCAAUCAACCUUAUCCUAAGAGACAAGAAGUUUGCCAAGCGUAG